CUGUAUUAUUGAGAUGGACUCGCCAGGUUUGUUACACUUCUUGGUUCCAUUGAUGGAAGGGAGGGCAGGGAAUUGAUUGUCAACGGAAAUGGAAUAGUUUUGUUUGUCACUCCAUUUUCGGUGUGUCCAGGUGUCAUAUGGUUAUGGCCCCUAUCACUGAAAUUCACUGUGGAUUUAUCUGCCAGCUUGCACAAAUGGAAGCUGCGAAGAAGGAGGAAGCAAAAGGGAGGCCUUCAUCAGCUCCAGCCCGCAGCUGUUGGCGCCAUGUGAAACUGCAAGGAGGACUUGUCAAGCGAACACCGCUCAUCAUGAGGUGGCCUCAGAAAAUGCCAUUGAAGGGGAUCUUAGAGCUGGACUUCGUGACUGUGAGAGGUCCCACCAGAGAUGUCAAGGUGCUCAUUGGCAAACUCUUCCCCAGUGAACUUUAUCUGUUGAUUUUCCUUCUCCUUCUAAUUCUCAAGGAAAUCCAGACGUACGUGAGUACCGCACCCGUCGAGCCGGAGUCCCAAGUCGCGUUCACCACUUCUUGCAUGGGUGGUGAGGCCAAGCAAUGGAUGUUGGCCGAGGCCAAUGUGGCGGGUUUCGAAGAUAUCGGUGAGUUAGCAAAGACUCUGACACUGAAACAGUUCUUGGCGAAAACCAGGGACCGUUUCCUCGACAAGACGACGGUCGACAAGGCCUUUGACCAGUUGACGUCAAUUGGUCAAAAGCAUUGGACGUCAGUUGAGGCUUUGUCCCGAGAAGUUGACCGAUUGUUGCAGGUUCCUGGAUUGAAGCUGCAGGACAGCCAAGUGUUGUACAUCUAUUCCCGCGCGUUGCCUGAGCCCAUUCGGGGACAUUUAGUCACCGAAGCGAAGUUCGGUAAGUACAACUACAGGCAAUUUCGUGACCUCGCCCUGCAAAGGGAACAGAUGACUUCUCAAGUCAAGAAUUCCUAUGCAGCGGUAGUCAAGUCUGGAGGAGGAGGAGGAAGACAGUAUAAUGGGAAACGAGUUCUCUGGCGACAGAAGCGCCAGGACCACACCCUUGUUGUUUUUGAUGACGACACAGUGGAAAAGUGGCCGAACGAGGAGAAUGAUAACAACAGUGACUCCGGGAAGGGGGAAGUCACUGCUGUUGUGGCCAAUAAGGGAGGACCACCCAGGACAGGAGGGAAGAAACAAAGAGCGUUCCCAUGGCACCCUGGCAUUGCUGAUGGGAAGCCAUGGGUCGAGAUGGGUAUGACUAGAAAGACUUGGCAGGAGCGCAUGGAUAAUGCGCAAUGUCUCAAGUGGGGCACACCGGGACAUGUGAUCGCCUACUGCCCUCAGAUCCGGAACCCAAGAGCGAACAGCCAGUAGGAGUAGCAUCUGCUUCUACUGAGAUUAAGGUGAACAACGAUUGUGUAUUCCUCACUAGGAAGAAAACAAAAGUCUACUUAUUGG
Molecule: messenger RNA, 1424 nt
Organism: Chara braunii
Lineage: Eukaryota; Viridiplantae; Streptophyta; Charophyceae; Charales; Characeae
Source: the annotation of a GenBank genome assembly